Ananas comosus (pineapple) is the source of this 4747-nucleotide messenger RNA. RefSeq lists its product as uncharacterized. NCBI's taxonomy places the organism in Eukaryota, Viridiplantae, Streptophyta, Magnoliopsida, Poales, Bromeliaceae. Bases 27 to 4559 code for a protein of 1510 amino acids. Gene Ontology annotation, molecular function: serine-type endopeptidase activity. The record is from RefSeq and is a predicted model, not a curated record. Gene Ontology annotation, biological process: proteolysis. The transcript has 6 exons.
CUAAAGAGAACUAGUGUACACUUGUAAUGGCCCUUACAAUUCAUGCUCUCUUCCUUAGAACAUGCCUUGUUUUCUCAAUCCUUCGUCUCUCGGCGGCGGCGGCGGUGUCCGCGGUCGGUAGAUCCACGUACAUUGUCCACAUGGAUAAGUCCGCCAUGCCCGCCACAUUCUCCGACCACCGCGAGUGGUAUUCUGCAGCCCUCGCAUCCGUAAAGGCGUCUGCUGACGCUCCUAGUCUCGUUUAUGCGUACGACGAUGCUUUUCACGGGUUCAGCGCUCUUCUGUCGGAGGAUGAGCUGCGAAGCCUUCGCCGCUCUCCGGGCUUCGUGUCGGCGUACGCUGAUCGCCAGGCGACCCUCGACACGACGUACACGUACCGGUUCCUCUCGCUCGACCCGUCGAGCGGUCUUUGGUCGGCUUCCAAGUUAGGCGAGGAUGUCAUCGUCGGAAUGAUUGAUACCGGGAUCUGGCCCGAGAGCCGGAGCUUCAACGACGCUGGCUACUCUGAGGUGCCCCAAAGGUUAUGCGAAAUAACCGUUACUCCCCGCGAGUGGAAGGGCAAGUGUGAGCCGGGCCAGGCGUUCAACUCGUCGUUGUGCAACCGGAAGCUCAUCGGAGCUCAAUUCUUCAACAAGGGCCUCAUCGCCGCGAAACCAGGCAAAGUCCUCUCCAUGAACUCGACUCGUGACACGGAGGGCCACGGCACCCACACCUCCUCCACCGCCGCCGGAAACUUCGUCCUUGACGCCUCCUUCUAUGGGUACGCUCCGGGUAUUGCACGAGGGAUUGCACCGCGGGCAAGGGUAGCCAUGUACAAGACGAUCUGGGACGAGGGGCGGUACGCAUCGGAUGUGCUGGCCGGGAUGGACCGGGCGAUCACAGACGGCGUCGACGUCAUCUCGAUAUCAAUGGGGUUCGACGGCGUCCCGCUGUACGAGGACCCAGUCGCGAUCGCCUCGUUUGCCGCGAUGGAGCGGGGCGUCUUCGUCUCAUCGUCGGCUGGGAACGACGGCCCGCAGCUCGCCUCGCUGCACAACGGCAUCCCUUGGCAGCUGACGGUGGCCGCCGGCAUGGUCGACCGCCAGUUCUCCGCGGUGGUGACGCUCGGCAACGGGCGAACCCUGACCGGCCUUUCGCUCUACCCUGAGAAUGCGUGGAUCCAAAAUAGGUCCUUGGUCUACAACAGGACCAUCUCCGCUUGCAAUUCCACGGCUGACUUAUCUGCAUUGGACGGUGCGGUUGUCGUGUGCCACGACACUGGGUCGCUAUUCGACCAGGUGGAGGUGGUGGGCCAAUCCACUGUCGGCGGCGCGAUUUUUCUUUCGAACGAAUCCUACUCCGGAUUCUCUUUUCCGGGGGUCGUCAUUGGCCUGAAGGCCGCGGUAGAGCUCCUGAAGUACGUCCGCACAGUUUCGCAUCCCACCGCAAGCGUGCAGUUCCAGCAGACGGUUCUGGGCACAAAGCCGGCCCCGGUCGUGACUGACUACUCGUCGCGGGGGCCGUCGGCGAGCUACCCGGGCGUGCUGAAGCCCGACAUCCUGGCUCCUGGGGACAGCAUCCUCGCGUCGUGGAUACCGACGCUGCCGACGUCGGUGAUCGGCAACACGCCGCUCGCCAGCGAGUUCAACGUGAUCUCGGGGACGUCGAUGGCGUGCCCGCACGCGAGCGGCGUGGCGGCGCUGCUGAAGGCAGCGCACCCGGAGUGGAGUGUCGCGGCGGUCCGGUCGGCGAUGAUGACCACCGCAGCGUUCACUGAUAACACGGGACGGCCGAUCAGGGACGCCGGCAACGGCUAUGCCUUCGCCAGCCCCCUAGCGAUCGGCGCCGGGCACGUCAACCCCAACGGGGCGCUCGACCCGGGGCUCAUCUACGACGUCGCGCCGCGGGACUACGUGAACAUGCUGUGCGGCGCCAACUACACGCGCGCGCAGAUCGCCGCGAUCACGCGGGUGCCGCCGUCGGCCAUCGACUGCUCGAAGCCGUCGGCCGACCUCAACUACCCGUCGUUCAUCGCGAUUUUCGGGCCGAACGCAACGCACGGCGCCGCGCAGCGGUUCUCGCGGACCCUGACGAACGUCGGGGCCCCUGGGAACUACAGCGUCACGGUGGCGCCGGUGAGGGGAGUCGACAUCGCGGUGUGGCCGCAGAAACUGGAGUUCCGGGAGACUCUUCAGCAGCUGAGCUACAAAGUGACCGUUACGGUUAAGUCACCAAUUUCCGGUACGGGUGAGAACUACGGUGACAUAAUUUGGUUUGAUACCAGCGGGAAAUACACGGUGAGGAGCCCCAUAGUGUGUACACUUGCAAUGGCCCUUACUAUUCAUGCUCUCCUCCUGGGAACAUGCCUUGUUUUCUCAAUCCUUCGUCUCUCGGCGGCCGCAGCGGCAGCGGUGUCUGCGGUCGGUAGAUCCACGUACAUUGUCCACAUGGAUAAGUCGGCCAUGCCCGCGACAUUCUCCAACCACCGCGAGUGGUAUUCCGUCACCCUCGCGUCCGUAAAGGCGUCUGCCGACGCUCCUAGUCUCGUUUACGCGUACGACGAUGCUUUUCACGGGUUCAGCGCUCUUCUGUCGGAGGAUGAGCUGCGCAGCCUUCGCCGCUCUCCGGGCUUCGUGUCGGCGUACGCCGAUCGCCAGGCGACCCUCGACACGACGUACACGUACCAGUUCCUCUCGCUCGACCCGUCGAGCGGUCUUUGGUCGGCUUCCAAGUUAGGCGAGGAUGUCAUCGUCGGAAUGAUCGACACCGGGAUUUGGCCCGAGAGCCGGAGCUUCAUCGACGCCGGCUAUUCUGAGGUGCCCAAAAGGUGGAAGGGUAAGUGUGAGCCUGGCCAGGCGUUCAACUUGUCGUUGUGCAACCGGAAGCUCAUCGGAGCUCAAUUCUUCAACAAGGGCCUCGUCGCCGCGAACCCGGGCAUAGUCCUCUCCAUGAACUCGACUCGCGACACGGAGGGCCACGGCACCCACACCUCCUCCACCGCCGCCGGAAACUUCGUCCCCGACGCCUCCUUCUACGGGUACGCUCGGGGUAUUGCACGAGGGAUCGCGCCGCGGGCGAGGGUGGCCAUGUACAAGACGAACUGGGACGAGGGGCGGUACGCAUCGGACGUGCUGGCCGGGAUGGACCGGGCGAUCGCGGACGGCGUCGACGUCAUCUCGAUAUCGAUGGGGUUCGACGGCGUCCCGCUGUACGAGGACCCGGUCGCGAUCGCCUCGUUCGCCGCGAUGGAGCGGGGGGUCUUCGUCUCUUCGUCGGCCGGGAACUACGGCCCGGAGCUCACCUCGCUGCACAACGGCAUCCCCUGGCAGCUGACGGUGGCCGCCGGCACGGUCGACCGCCAGUUCUCCGCAGUGGUGACGCUCGGCAACGGGCAAACCCUAACCGGCCUUUCGCUCUACCCUGAGAACGCGUGGAUCCAAAACAGGUCCUUGGUCUACAACAGGACCAUCUCGGCUUGCAAUUCCGCGGCCGAUUUAUCGACAUUGGACGGUGCGGUCGUUGUGUGCCAAGACACUGGGUCGCUGUUCGACCAGGUGGAGGCGGUGGGCCAAUCCACCGUCGGUGGCGCAAUCUUUCUUUCGAACGAAUCCUACUCCGGAUUCUCGUUUCCGGGGGUCGUCAUCGGCCCGAAGGCCGCGGUAGAUCUCCUGAAGUACAUCCGCACAGUUUCGCAUCCCACCGCAAGCGUACAGUUCCAGCAGACGGUUCUGGGCACGAAGCCGGCCCCGGUCGUGACCGACUACUCGUCGCGGGGGCCGUCACUGAGCUACCCGGGCGUGCUGAAGCCCGACAUCCUGGCUCCCGGGGACAACAUCCUCGCGUCGUGGAUACCGACGCUGCCGACGUCGGUGAUCGGCAACACGCCGCUCGCCAGCGAGUUCAACGUGAUCUCGGGGACGUCAAUGGCGUGCCCGCAUGCGAGUGGCGUUGCGGCGCUGCUGAAGGCGGCGCACCCGGAGUGGAGCGUCGCGGCGGUCCGGUCGGCGAUGAUGACCACCGCGGCAUUCACUGACAACACGGGACGGCCGAUCAGGGAUGCUGGCAACGGCUACGCCUUCGCCAGCCCCCUAGCGAUCGGCGCUGGGCACGUCAACCCCAACGGGGCGCUCGACCCGGGGCUCGUCUACGAUGCUGCACCGCGGGACUACGUGAACAUGCUGUGCGGCUCCAACUACACGCGCGUGCAGAUCGCCGCGAUCGCGCGGAUGCCGCCGUCGGCUGUCGACUGCUCGAAGCCGUCGGCCGACCUCAACUACCCGUCGUUCAUCGCGAUUUUCGGGCCGAAUGCGACGCUUGGCGCCGCGCAGCAGUUCUCGCGGACCCUGACAAACGUCGGGGCCCCUGGGAACUACAGCGUCGCGGUGGCGCCCACGAGGGGAGUCGACAUCGCGGUGUGGCCGCAGAAACUGGAAUUCCGGGAGACUCUUCAGCAGCUGAGCUACAAACUGACCGUUACGGUUAAGUCGCCAAUUUCCGGUACGGGUGACAACUACGGUGCCAUAAUUUGGUGUGAUACCAGCGGGAAAUACACGGUGAGGAGCCCAAUAGUGGUGCUUUAAGAUUCGCGCGUGCAUGGAGAGGCAUAAUGAAGAGUGGGAAAUGAAAGUUGGAAUUGCAGGGAGAAGCAGCAGCAGAUGCUGUAGUUUUGAAUCUAUAUAUGAUUACGCAUUAUCGAUUGUCCUUUAAUAAAUUAAUGAAGAAAAAGAGAAAAUGCUUUAAUUGUUCUAUCAAUUUGGAGUGAGAUAAA